AUGAAGUUCCUUGGGACAUACAAAAGCAAGUCCUGGGAGCCAGCCUCGAAUCUCAUCUAUGCUUGCCAGUCUACUAACCACGGACACAGGUAUUUCUCGCAGAGAUAUUCCAUCUUCUCUUGGUACGACCAGGGCAUUUGUAUGACGGAUGAUGCCUGGUUUGGCGUCACGCCCGAACCUGUUGCAAAGUACGGUUGGUUGAAUUUGAGCUUGAUCGAGCGAGGUGCUGACAUUUCACGUCCCAUCUUUAGCCAAGUUGCGAAGGACAUGUACGAUUCAGAUGCCAAAAAGACGGUUCUGAUUGACAUGUUUGCCGGCGCUGGGGGAAACACUAUUGCAUUCGCCUUGUCUGGUCGAUGGAGCCAGAUUAUCGCAGUUGAGAAGGAUGCAUCUACCCUGGCGUGCGCCCAGAACAAUGCAGAUGUGUAUGGCGUCGAGCGACCUUGCAUCACGUGGGUUCACGGAGACAGUUUGGAAUUUCUGGAUCUUCUGGUGAACCGGCCAGAGGAACUCCAUCCCGAUCUCAGAGUUGACUUGGCAGCCACCGUUGUCUUUGCCAGUCCGCCUUGGGGAGGCGUAGGAUACAGCGGCGACCAGAUUUUCGACUUGUAUACUAUGCAGCCGUAUGAUCUCCGUCAACUCCACAACGCUUGUUCUCCAAUGGAUCACGCACUCUAUCUUCCCAGGUCAAGCGACAUUCGGCAGAUAGCAAAGCUUACUCCCGAAGGAGAAAAGAUAGAGGUCGUCCAGUACUGUAUGGAGGGGGCGAGCAAAGCCAUGGUGGCCUACAUUCCAGCAAAGAAUAUUCCGGAGAAGAACUAG
Clonostachys solani is the source of this 822-nucleotide messenger RNA. NCBI's taxonomy places the organism in Eukaryota, Fungi, Ascomycota, Sordariomycetes, Hypocreales, Bionectriaceae. The record is from the annotation of a GenBank genome assembly.